Messenger RNA from Schizophyllum commune H4-8, 996 nucleotides. RefSeq lists its product as uncharacterized. The transcript is spliced from 7 exons. The record is from RefSeq and is a predicted model, not a curated record. The coding region runs from base 1 to 996 and encodes 331 amino acids. Lineage: Eukaryota; Fungi; Basidiomycota; Agaricomycetes; Agaricales; Schizophyllaceae.
AUGCCCAGCCAAACCAAUGCAGAGAACAGGGACCUUCGUUACGCACCAUAUCCCGGCGGCAACCGCAACUUUUCGCGUGCGCAGACGUCCUCUGGCCCAUCGCUUCCCAACUACACGAAUACGGAGUACAACUCAGUGCAGAGCAUCGACACCAUAAUGCACUCGACAUUCCAGGAUGAGCUCUGCGCCCGCGUAGGCUUGGCGGGUGUUGACCUUGGGCUCUCGCCCGAGAUAGUCGAGCAUGCGCAGCUGCUGAGUAAGGUUCCACUGACUGCUGAGGGCAAAGUCUGCCUUGUCGGGGGCGAGUUUGUCGCCAUCGACGCUCGUAUCGCGCAACUCACCACCGAUGUUGAGGAGAUCAAGAGGAGCAUCUUGAACAUCGAGGCCCUCGUCCGCGCCAACUGGGUCGUUAGUACGCCACUUCACAUCGCUCUCUCCCAAGUCGUAUCAUAUCAUGCCAGCAAGCCGACUCAUUCUAUCAACAGGAUCCUUAAGUCGAGUGUGAAAUACGUGCUCAAACAUGCUGCCGAGUACGAGCUCGAGACUACAGGGCCAAUGGUUGCAGCCGGACUCGAGCUACACAUCGCCAGCGAGCUGCUUAACCAACGCAAGAACAAGGUCCGCACCUUGAUCUUUGCCAACACAGUGACGAAGACAAGCCUGGACUUGAUGUCCUUACAAAUCGUCAACAAGUUCUGGGUCGACCCGAAGCCCAAGAAGACGGAGAUCUCGAGGGCAACGAAGGCCCACUUCGCGCUCAUGCGUGAGAUCGCCGCCCCUUCUGCCGCCAAGACCAAUGUUCGCGGCGGAGACACUGGAUUCUGGAAGAACCUCAAUGCGGCGCUUUUCCAGCUGUACACGACGCACGGGGAAGAUCGCACAACCGCUGGAUGGCUCGCAUGGCAAGACGAGAAGAUCGCAGCUGACAUGGAGAAGUAUAACGGUCUCACUGUUCCGGAGAUUGGCCUGGGUGAUGAGGAGGUGGAGGAGGACUGA